This is a messenger RNA of Nannospalax galili (Upper Galilee mountains blind mole rat), 511 nucleotides long. Its product is annotated as olfactory receptor 4X2-like. Gene Ontology annotation, cellular component: membrane. The record is from RefSeq and is a predicted model, not a curated record. Gene Ontology annotation, molecular function: olfactory receptor activity. Lineage: Eukaryota; Metazoa; Chordata; Mammalia; Rodentia; Spalacidae. The annotation marks the transcript as partial. The transcript has a single exon. Gene Ontology annotation, biological process: G protein-coupled receptor signaling pathway.
GAUGGCCUAUGACCGCUAUGUGGCCAUCUGCAAGCCCCUGCACUAUACCAGCAUCAUGAACCGGCAGGUGUGCGCUGUCCUUGUGGGAAUAGCGUGGGUGGGAGGCUUCGUGCAUUCCUUAGCCCAGAUCCUCCUCAUCUUCCAUUUGCCCUUCUGUGGUCCCAAUGUCAUAGACCAUUAUUUUUGUGACGUGCUUCCCCUGCUCAAACUUGCCUGCUCAGAUACCUUCCUCAAUGGUCUUCUGAUUGUUGCCAAUGGAGGGUCACUGUCUGUGAUCAGCUUUGUGGUCCUCUUAGCAUCCUAUGUGGUCAUCUUGCUCCAUCUGCGGACCCGGAGCUCUGAGGGACGGCGCAAAGCCCUGUCUACCUGUGGGUCCCACGUCACCGUGGUUGUCUUGUUUUUUGCACCCUGUGUCUUCAUCUAUCUGAGACCUUCUGCAACUCUGCCUGUAGACAAGAUGGUAUCUGUGUUCUACACAGUGAUAACUCCCCUCCUCAAUCCCAUCAUCUAC